Messenger RNA from Caenorhabditis angaria, 1433 nucleotides. The record is from the annotation of a GenBank genome assembly. NCBI's taxonomy places the organism in Eukaryota, Metazoa, Nematoda, Chromadorea, Rhabditida, Rhabditidae.
AUGUCAGUUGAGCAGGUGUCAAACACUCCAAUAUCUAACGAUUCCUUAAACAGAAAACAACAAAAACGUCGAAAUGUUUCUGGAAAACAGAAACGAAUUUCUAGAAAAAUGCUCUGGGACAUCAACCAAAUCAAAGCCUUCAUAAAAAGACGAGACAAAUUGAUGCUCCAGAACAUUCGAAAUCAGGAAGGAAAAAACAAUUUUGAGGAAAUCAAGAAAAGAAUCGAUGGGUUGGAAGAAUAUAUGCAAACAGAACUCCGCUCAUUGCCAAAUCAAGGACAUCAAAUGUAUCAGUUUAUUGAAGUUCCUAUUUCAAUUGAUCAAAUGACAGCAGCAUUCGAUGUUUGGAAAAAUGAAUUUUUUGCGGAUUUCAGAGAAAUGUGCGAGCAAUUGAGAAGAAACAUAAUGGAAGAUAAGAAGACUUACGAGGAAUUUAUGGGAAAAGCAAGUCGUGAUAUUAUGGCUAUGGGAAAUGUAAUUCAUGAAAUCGAAAAAGUUAUUUUAAAUUCACAAAACUAUAACAAAAAUCAAACGAAAAACACCGAAGCGCGAAAAACAACAACAAUUGCACAAACAACAGUCAAUGUUCUUCGGCUUGAAACAGUAAAAUCAGAAAGCACAACAGAAUCACCCCAAUUUGAAAUUGUUCCAACCGAAAUAGUCCCUGUUAGUAUGGCAAUACUUGUUGAAUUCGAAGAAAAAAUGAAUAGAGUUCGUCAAGAUAUAUUGGAUGUGGAGAAACGAAUUAUGAAUGUAUUUCGAGAAUUUGAAGAUAAUUUCAUUGAAAGCACCAGAGAAAACAAUCAUCCUUCUACUUCGACUUUGACAAAAAAACUAUCACAUUCAGUGGGAGAAUCAGAACAAGUGAAGUCUGAAAAAUAUGCUACAAAAUUGGAACUCCAAGAUGUUGUCAAUUAUGUUGCACAACGCAUUUCAUCAGUUCAAGCUGAGCAGGAAAUAAAACUCAAGGACAAAGCUUCAAAAUCAAAUUUGGCAGAAGUGCAGACAACGUUAGAAAUGUCUUUGAAAAAAUCGCAAGACAAAAAUCAGAAACGCUUUCGUGUAGCUGAAAACCAAACAUUGAAUUUGGAAUUAUGUGGGUGAAUUAUUUAAAACUAUUUUAAUACCUAAUUGAUGUUUUUGUAGAUAUUAGAAGAAACUUUCCGAAUUGGAACUGCUUGCAGACUACCAUUGUUAGUAUGAUGACAAUGAUGAAUAGACCAACAUUAGAAAACAUUUCCACCCAACCAACAUUUCCAAAUAUACUCUUGGAAAAUCUUCCGGGGUAAGAUAAAUUUGUAUUAUUGUCUUAAACUAUUGUCAUUUUCAGAACCUCCUCUCUUCCAAUGCUUCCACCACCAAUCAUCCAAACUCCAAAUGCAAACAAUCAUGAAGAAGCUGUAAACGAUAAUAGCGUUCCUGAUUCAAAAUAA